AUGACGCGCGGCGGGCCGGAUUCAAAGAUGAUUCCUCAAGUUAGUCUACCUGAAAAGACUACCCUGCAGGACGAUGUGCUUGGGUCACCUUCAAGCGAUGUCGACCAUGGUAUCAUCAAAGACUGGGAUGAUGAGUCUCGGAUUCGACUUAAAAUUGACUUCAUUUUGCUUCCCUGCCUCGCCUUGGCGUUCUUUUCUUUGCAACUUGACCGGGGUAAUAUCAGCGCUGUAUUGACUUCGACCAUCACCAAAGACCUGAAUAUCACAACCAACCAGGUCAAUAUUGGAACACAGCUGUUGUCUGCGGGAAUCGUGCUGUCUGAGAUACCGUCCAACAUUAUCAUGCAACGGAUAGGACCUCGCGUUUGGCUCUCGGGCCAGCUCUUUGCGUGGGGACUGGUUGCGACCUUUCAGGCCUUUAUUCAGUCAUACCCAGCUUACCUGGUAACCCGUGUUCUGCUCGGACUGUGUGAAGGUGGUUUUAUUCCAGGCGCUCUCUACUACUUGUCCACCUGGUACAAGAAAGACGAAACCAGCUUUCGCACUACGCUCUUCUUCUAUGGCCAAAUGUUUGCCUCGGCUACAUCCAGUUUGAUUUCCGCCGGUCUUCUUCGACUAUCUGGAACGGGAGGCUUGGAAGGAUGGCGGUGGAUUUUCUUGGUCGAGGGUCUCAUCACCCUUUUUGUUGGGAUUGUUUUUACCCUCCUUGUUCCCCCUGCAGCAGGCAAUGGUCGUGCUCUAAUUUGCAUGGGCCGUUGGAGCUAUUUUAGCGAGAGAGAGACACAAAUCAUCCGCAAUCGAGUUCUGCUGGACGACCCUCGCAAGGCCCGUGGGCAGAUUCAGAUCUCACGGUCCGACAUCUGGCAGACUGUGUGCCAGCCACGCAUUCUGCAACACGCCUUUUUGACAUUAGUAUCAAUGUCCGCGUUCCAAGGAUUGACGCAGUAUACACCCAGCCUGAUCAAGUCCCUGGGAUUUGGUGCGGUUCGAGCCAAUGCCCUGGCGUCUGUCCCCGUGUACUGUAGUAUCGUGUGGCUGACCAUCCUGGCGUAUAUUUCUGAUCGGGUCGGCCACCGUGGGCCGUUUGUCCUUCUGGCCAUUACUUGGAACGUGAUUUCCUACGCUUGUCUCCGCACGAGUACCUAUUCCACAUCAGCAUGGCACCAGUAUGGAGUCAUUGCCGUGGCUAAUGUGUCCUAUUGCAGCAUGCAUAUCCUCAACGUCGGCUGGCUGUCAGUCUAUUGCCGGACGCCUCAGGAACGAAGUGUUGCGAUGGCACUUAUUGUGAUGGCCGCCAACUGCGCUGGUAUUUCGGGCUCCCAGAUCUUCCGCACAUCGGAUGCUCCCAAGUAUUUGCAUGGCCUCACAGCUAUAUGUGCGCUGGCCGGAGUGUCAUGGGUGCUUGCCCUGGUUCUCGGUGGGCAGUACUAUAUCCGCCGCAAGAAGGCGUUAGUGGCGGAUAGCGAGGCAAACCGGUCGGAUCGGAAAUGCCCCGAUAAGAAUGGCACCGUCGCUUCACCUCCUGUCUGUCCUCUAGUCUCUCGAGAGCCUGGCCACCAUGAGUACACCUGCCCGAGUCUGCGCUCGCUGCUCGCGCAUCUAGCCGAUUCCUCUGACGGGGCCCUGGCGCCACGACGGCCCCGUGCAUCGCGGUCCCGCGGCGGGUGUCUCUCCUGCAAGGCAAGGAAAAAGAAAUGUGACGAGAACCGCCCACGCUGCAGCGAUUGUCGUCGGCUGAAUCUGCCCUGCCGCUGGCCGGCGACUUCGGUUGGCCCAGAAAGCCCGGAGACAACCAGCUGGUCUCUCUCUCCCCAGUCCCCCAGCACGGUGAUCUCGAUCACCGAUCCGAACGAUCGAUCCGACGGUGAUCCGCUUGACCUGAGCUCCCUUACCCCCGAUGACGACGAGGAGUUUAUUGCCACGCUCUUCCCACACCCUUUACCCAAGCAUAAUGGCCUUUCCCUCUCUCUCGGCCGGUCCCCGCUGUCUGCCAACCCUCAUUUGCGUAGUGAAGAGGACCGAUCGCUUUUUAAUCACUACCUUCAGGUGGUGGCGGGCGCGCUCUCGCGGUCUCACUCCGAUCGUAACCCGUUCCUUGUGACUCUCUUACCACUAGCAGCUACAUCUAAUACAGUGACCAGUGUCAUAUUAAGUCUGAGUGGAUGCCACUGGAAGCGAGUCUAUCCCACCAUCUGGGGUUGUGCAUUGACGCGGCAAGGCCAAGCACUGGCCCAAGUCAACAAUCUUCUCAGUCGGUCCGACCGCCAGUCCAUCUUUGAAGCAUGUACAACUGUUCUAUUGUUAUGCCUGACGGAGCUGUGUGAUGGGCAGUCUAAGGCCUGGAAAUGGCAUUUGAAGGCCGCCGGUGCCAUUCUCAAGUCUCCUGCGAUGCGGUCACUGGUCUCAACCGAUGAGUGGACGUUUUGUAUUAGUUUGUUCCACUACCUGGACUCGAUGUCCACCAUCUCCCGGUGCAAGCCACCGUUGCUGCAUGAAGAUGAUAGUAUGACGGACUUGACCAGCUCGCUCCGACGCUCUAGCGUGCCCGAACUGACUGACAGUCAAUCCACGGAUGCUAUCUAUGGGAUUUCUCCAGCGCUCUUUGACUAUCUCGGCAUGGUCAACAUUCUGGCCAACCGUCGAAGCCGACGCGUGGAUGAGCUCUCUGAGAUUGGCUUCCGAGCAUCCGCGACGCACCUGGAAAGUCGGAUUAAUGAAUGGCGCGCGGAGCAUGACCGCAUAGACACGGCCGAUGGUCGUGAGCCCAAUACCGAACGAGCCACGACAGCUUUUGAAUGGGCAAUCCGCCUGCGUUUACAUCAAAUCGUCGAGGGCUACGAUCCAUUCCAUGAGUUUGUCGAGGGCGCCAUUACUGCUAUCUUGGAUGCUGUUCGAGAGAUACCGUACGCGAGUAAAGUUGAAGGAUGCCUUUUGUUUCCCUUGGUGAUAGCAGGAGCGAGCAGCAUCAGCGUUGAACGGCGCAUGAUUGUGAAAGAGCGACUCAUGGUUCUGGAAAGCACCUUGGGGUUUUCACACAUCCAAUAUGCCCGUCAAUUGUUGGAGACGGUGUGGAAGAGUGGAAGUACUUCAGAGCUCAACUGGGCUGCUGUCCGAUAUAGUCAAUUUCCCGGCGUCGUAUUUAUCUAG
Molecule: messenger RNA, 3147 nt
Organism: Penicillium riverlandense
Lineage: Eukaryota; Fungi; Ascomycota; Eurotiomycetes; Eurotiales; Aspergillaceae
Exons: 11
Coding region: 1-3147 (1048 amino acids)
Biological process (GO): transmembrane transport; regulation of DNA-templated transcription
Cellular component (GO): membrane
Molecular function (GO): transmembrane transporter activity; DNA-binding transcription factor activity, RNA polymerase II-specific; zinc ion binding
Source: RefSeq, a predicted model, not a curated record